Messenger RNA from Lacerta agilis (Sand lizard), 597 nucleotides. RefSeq names its product phospholipase A2 homolog otoconin-22-like. The record is from RefSeq and is a predicted model, not a curated record. The transcript has 4 exons. Lineage: Eukaryota; Metazoa; Chordata; Lepidosauria; Squamata; Lacertidae. Gene Ontology annotation, molecular function: calcium ion binding; phospholipid binding. Bases 1 to 597 code for a protein of 198 amino acids. Gene Ontology annotation, biological process: arachidonate secretion; lipid catabolic process; phospholipid metabolic process.
AUGAGUCCUGAGUCCCACCCAAGUGGGAAGAAAUUCAACAAAGCUGUGCUGAUCAAAAUCAGCUCACCCAGCCAGGCUGACAAGUCGUGUGACUCGCCCGUGUGCUUUUCCACAUCAACUCCCUUGCCUUUUCGAUCUGCAACCCCUGCUCCCUGCCUCUUUACUCUUCCCUCCAAACAAGACCCUGUUGCUCUUUCAGGAGCCUCUCUGGUGACCGGUCUUGCCUCCCAGUUCAAUGAGAUGAUCCAGAUGAGCACCGUCACCUACAGCCUGGCCAACUUCACCAACUACGGGUGCCACUGUGGGGCAGGGACUCAAGGCUUCCCCGUGGACGCCAUCGACAGGUGCUGCCACAGCCACGACUGCUGCUACAACAAGGCUGAGAUGUUCGGUUGCAGCCCAAGCACCCACUCGUACAGGUUCUACGCCCAGAGGGAUAAAAUUAAAUGUGUCAAGUCGCGGGACCGGUGCGAGAAGCUCGUGUGCGAAUGUGACCAAAAAGCAGCCAGCUGCUUCUGGAAGCAUCUCUUUGCCUAUAACCUCCAGUUCAAGAAUCACCCAGCGGGCAACUGCAAGGCACAGCGGCCAUUUUGUUGA